Messenger RNA from Sporothrix schenckii 1099-18, 243 nucleotides. RefSeq lists its product as uncharacterized. NCBI's taxonomy places the organism in Eukaryota, Fungi, Ascomycota, Sordariomycetes, Ophiostomatales, Ophiostomataceae. The record is from RefSeq and is a predicted model, not a curated record. The transcript has a single exon. The coding region runs from base 1 to 243 and encodes 80 amino acids.
AUGAGCUGGCGAGCAUUUGAGUCAAGGGAGCAAGGAAGUCUAAGGGAGCUGGGAGUUCGCUCUUCCGGUGCGGAGCAGAGAGCAACAGCCGUCACACGACCAGAGCUGAUAAAUGGGGACAAUGUCUGGCGUGCGCCGGUGGCACCCCGAUUGCUGCAGAGGUCGUUUGGUGGUUGCGCCUUUAGCAGCUCAGAAGUUCUGGUGAUGGAAGCUGGGCAAGCAAGCUCAACGAUGACGCAAUAG